Salvia splendens (bonfire salvia) is the source of this 2124-nucleotide messenger RNA. Its product is annotated as glycine--tRNA ligase, mitochondrial 1-like. Gene Ontology annotation, cellular component: mitochondrion; cytoplasm. Gene Ontology annotation, molecular function: ATP binding; glycine-tRNA ligase activity. Bases 50 to 2014 code for a protein of 654 amino acids. NCBI's taxonomy places the organism in Eukaryota, Viridiplantae, Streptophyta, Magnoliopsida, Lamiales, Lamiaceae. Gene Ontology annotation, biological process: mitochondrial glycyl-tRNA aminoacylation. The transcript is spliced from 10 exons. The record is from RefSeq and is a predicted model, not a curated record.
ACCAUUGCUAUACUAGUGCAAAGUGUUGUGCAAUUAAAAGUCGUCGUUAAUGGAAGUCUUGAAGAGGAGAGCAUUUUCUCUGUGGCCGCCAUCUCGUCGGAGUGGUGCUGCUUUUUUCACCUCCAAACCUUAUUCAACCGUGUCUUCACCACAAACCCCCUGUUCAAGAACAGAACGAGAGGCAUUCCGGCAAGCUGUUGUUAACACACUAGAGCGCCGUCUGUUUUACAUCCCUUCCUUCAAAAUAUACGGUGGUGUUGCUGGACUUUACGAUUAUGGCCCACCUGGUUGCGCUGUCAAGGCCAACGUCCUUGCCUUUUGGCGUCAGCAUUUUGUACUUGAAGAGAACAUGUUAGAAGUUGAUUGCCCAUGUGUUACGCCAGGCAUUGUACUGGAGGCAUCCGGUCAUGUCGAUAAGUUCACUGACCUUAUGGUCAAAGAUGAAAAAACAGGAGCUUGUCACCGAGCAGAUCAUUUGCUCAAGGAUUUCUGCAAAGACAAACUAGAGAAAGACCAUGAACUUAGCAUAGAGAAGGCAGCCGAACUGAGACACAUUCUCGCUGUUUUGGAUGAUUUCUCUGCAGAGGAGCUUUGUGCGAAGAUUAAGGAGUACAGCAUUACUGCUCCGGAUACUAAGAACGCUCUCUCAAACCCGUAUCCUUUCAAUCUAAUGUUUCAGACAUCAAUUGGGCCAUCUGGAUCCAGCUCUGGGUACAUGCGUCCGGAGACCGCUCAAGGUAUAUUUGUGAACUUUAAGGACUUAUACUACUAUAAUGGCAACAAGCUUCCUUUUGCAGCUGCACAGAUUGGUCAAGCUUUCAGAAAUGAGAUUUCUCCAAGGCAAGGCCUUUUAAGGGUCCGUGAAUUUACGCUUGCUGAGAUCGAACAUUUUGUGGAUCCUAAACACAAGUCCUUUCCUAAAUUUUCCGAGGUUUCAGACUUGGAAUUAUUUAUAUUCCCAAGAGAAGACCAGAUGUCUGGACAACCAACAAGAAGGUUGACUAUUGGCGAAGCAGUUUCUCAGGGGAUCAUCGAUAAUGAAACACUUGGUUAUUAUAUUGGGAGAGUAUACUUGUUUUUAACGCAACUUGGAAUUGCAAAAGAUCGUCUGCGUUUCCGCCAACAUCUGGGAAAUGAGAUGGCACACUAUUCCGUAGACUGUUGGGAUGCUGAAAUAGAAAGCUCUUAUGGUUGGGUUGAGUGUGUUGGAAUUGCCGAUAGAUCAGCAUAUGAUCUGCAGGCUCAUGCUGAUCGAAGCAGUGUACCCUUGGUGGCAUACGAAAAGUAUGAACAGCCUAGAGAAGUCGAGAAACUCACCGUAGUUCCUGUUAAAAAGGAACUAGGUCUUGCCUUCAAAGGUGAUCAUAAGAUGGUGGUGGAAGCAUUAGAGGCGAUGGGCAAGGAAGAAGCAAUGGAGAUGAAAGCGAAUUUGGAAGGAAAAGGAGAAGCCACCUUACGUGUUUGUGCUCUUAACAAAACUGUGACUAUAAAGAAUAGUAUGGUGUCCAUCUCCAUAGAGAAGAGAAAGGAACAUCAAAGGGUUUUCACACCAUCGGUCAUCGAGCCAUCAUUUGGAAUUGGAAGGAUCAUAUACUGUCUUUAUGAGCACUCUUUUUACAUGAGGCCUAGUAAAUGCGGCGAUGAGCAAGUGAACGUCUUCCGUUUCCCUCCACUGGUAGCUCCCAUCAAAUGCACAGUGUUUCCCCUCAUUCAGAACCAAGAAUAUGAGGAAGUUGCUAAGCAGAUCGCCAAGUCACUGACGGCUUUUGGGAUUUCGUACAAGAUUGAUGUAACAGGUACCUCUAUAGGAAAGAGAUAUGCUAGAACGGAUGAGCUUGGAGUUCCUUUCGCCAUUACAGUCGAUUCUACGUCCUCUGUCACUGUUCGAGAAAGAGAUAGCAAGCAGCAGAUUCGUGUGAACGUGGAUGAGGUGGCAUCCGUGGCCAAGCAACUGACUGAUGGCUCGGUCACGUGGGGUGGUAUUUUGUUGAGGUAUCCAACUCAUUCGCCGUGACCAACACUGAGUUGGUUUGUUAGGUAGGCCUAUCAUACAAUCCUCACUGAAUGUUAGUACUAUCAUUCUUUUACCUCUUUCACACAAUAAUAGUGACAUUCUUUAUUUAA